Messenger RNA from Seminavis robusta, 6040 nucleotides. NCBI's taxonomy places the organism in Eukaryota, Bacillariophyta, Bacillariophyceae, Naviculales, Naviculaceae. The record is from the annotation of a GenBank genome assembly.
UUUUCUGUUCUACAAAAGCCAAGGAAAAACCCAAAGGACAACAUUGAAUCUAGCUAGCCAGAUACUCUUGGAGAAGAAAGACUUUCUAGUUUUAAAGUUAGUCUAGAGUGGAAUACAGUGGAUUAUUGACAAAGAUGCCUCUCCGUGGUCAGCGCCGAACCCGAGAGAUUCCAGUGGAAACAAGAGAACUUCAAAAGGACAACAAGGUCAACGACAACAACAAGGACGAUGAUGACGACGACGAAGGUGGCACGACGCUGGAAAUAUUUGGCUUUGAUGACUUGUCUCCCCAAGACCGCCAGCACGUCCAGGAAAUUCAAGUCCUAGUGGCUCUCUACGACACGACGGGUGGCUCGAACCACUGGGACGAUGACGAUGGUUGGCUGGAAGAUGGCGCCAUUCCCUGUGAGUGGAAAGGUGUCGUCUGCAACAAUGACCAGUACAUUACGGCACUCCACUUGCAAAACAACAAUCUGGUCGGAACGCUGCCGGCAUCCAUGCUGUGGGAUUUACAGCAUUUGACUCAUUUGGAUCUCUCACGGAAUCCAGACUUGACGGUCGACUUGGCCACUCGUGUAAGUCUUCUCAUGACUUCGUCGUUGGCGGCCAUGGCCAUUCCUACUGUGAUCGUUUCCAAUGACACUGAUGCUGCAACAGCACAAGAAGAGUUUUUUGUGUGGGAUGACGAUGACUUUGGCAACAACAACAAUAGCAGCAACCACUCGGCUCCGUUGCGGCAUCUCAAUGUCUCGGACACGGCCACAAAGUCACUCGAAGGAAUCGCACACAUUCGAGACACUCUACAGGAAUUGGACCUGAGCCACACACUGGUGUCUGCCACAUCCGUCAGUAGUAGCAGCAGCAUCAUCACAAGAAGCAAUCCCAAUUCCACCACACUGAUUGUGACGUUUUCUCUGUCUGACCAACUACGACAAUUGUCUCACUUGCGAAUUCUUGGCAUGAACCAUUUGAGUCUUGGAGACCAACUCGACAAUUACAUUCCUUUUCUGUCACCCAAUCUACAACACUGGCAUGCUAGAAAUGCCAGUUUCAUGGGCACCAUUCCUACUUCCAUUGGAUUGCUCUCCAAUCUAGAAACUUUGAAUUGGUCCCACAAUCAACUUCAGGGGUCACUGCCUACCAUUAUGAAUGCCAUGACCACGUUGACACAACUAGAGUUGCAAGGACAAGAACGCCUCGCAGGACCACUCUUGUCCUUUCACUUGAUGCCGCACAUGCGACAUUUGGAUCUCAGUGACAAUCGUUUCACGCGGGACAUUCCAACCAACUUGUUGGCCAGCAUUGGCAACAACACUACGCUACCCAUAUAUGUCAAUCUCAAGGGCAAUCUACUCGAUGGUGCCGUACCGGAAACGCUGGUGCGACUCGACAAUCUUUACCUCGAUGUCACGGACAAUUACUUGUCCCAACUACCACCCGCCUUGUGCCAACAAACCAAUUGGAUGAAUGGAGCCGUGGGACUCUUUGGGUGCGACGCCAUUCUCUGUCCACCCGGACUCUACAAUGAAUACGGACGGCGGACGGCCCGAAAUACACCCUGCGAACCCUGCGACUUUAUGAUCGAUGCCCUCUUUUGGGGGUCGACCAGUUGUCGAGACGAACCGCCCACAAUUAUUUUGGCGGGAGCCGAAGCCAACAUUACCCAGCGUGACAUUUUGAAUGAAUUCUUUGUCGCCACGGGCGGUGCAGUAUGGAACAACCGUACGGGAUGGCAAGAUGACGACGGAACCAACACCAAUGUUUGCAACUGGUUUGGAGUCGAUUGUGCAGGAGGUGACACGGUGCAAGAACUGAUCUUGCACGACAACAACUUGCAAGGCACCAGUACGGCCAAUCUAUUCCAAUUGCCGUCGUUGCAGAAAUUAGAUCUCUCGAGCAAUCCCAAUCUCUCGCUGGAUUUGUCCGGCCUAGCGACCGUGUCGGACCCUGUACCACUACGUGACUUGAUUGUGUCCAAUACGUCCACGUCGUCGUUGGAAGGAAUCUCCCGUGCAUCCAAUCUCGAACAGCUGGUGAUUAGCAAUACUCAAAUUACCGGUCCUAGCCUGUUCGAAAUCUAUUCUCUCUCCAAUCUACGGACCCUCAACAUGGGAAACAACAACUUUAACCAAUUCUUCAUGUCCAUUGGAUCAUUGACCAACCUCGUGUCCUUGCGAGCUCCCAAUGCCGGCUUGGUGGGGACCAUCCCGUCGGAGAUGGGUGCUUUGACGAAUCUCGUUUCCUUGGAUUUGGCCGAAAAUUUCUUGGUCGGACCUUUGCCAGAAACACUCAAUCAUUUGCAGUCUCUGAGAAUUUUCGAUCUGCGCGGACAAAAGCUUCCCUUUGGCGGUCCCCUCCUUCCAUUGGACGGAAUGGUCUCUUUGAUGUAUUUGGACCUGUCCUCCAAUGCAUUGACCGGUCCCAUUCCUACUACAUUUCUCAAUGGCAUCACGGACAAAUAUCGCAGCAUUGAUAUCAACCUCCGAGAUAAUCAACUCACAGGAAGUCUUCCAUUGGAACUCGCCUUGUUCCAAUCCAUGCAUCUAGAUGUCACGGAGAAUCGAAUUGAACACAUUCCUGAGAUUCUCUGUAUUAAGCAAGACUGGAUGGAUGGACUGGUAUCCGACUUUGGUUGUGAUGCCAUCAUGUGCCCGCCUGGAAUGUUCAACGAGCAAGGCCGAGUGGUGGCAGCAGACGGCCCAUGCGAAACAUGUCCCAAUGUUACCCUGAACUACUUUGGGGCAGUCGCUUGUCCUAGCAAUACUGUUGCUGUUGCGAAUAGCGACUUGACUUCUGCGGAGACGCUUUCCCCCGACAACUUCGUGGCCCUGACAGAACGUGGAAUUCUGGAACUACUCUUCCAAGUCACGGGAGGUAGCACGACUUGGAUUCGAACGGACAAAUGGAUGGACAAUGCGACAGAUAUUUGUGGGUGGUAUGGAGUAAAUUGUGACGCCGACAAUCAAGUGCGAUCGUUGGUGCUUUCCGAAAAUGGUUUGCAGGGCACAACACCUCCACAGCUGUUCCAACUAUCCCGCUUGGAGAGACUUUUCUUGAAUGGCAACUCGGACUUGAACGUCGACCUAUCCUGGAUUGGAUCCUUUCAAGCUCAGGCUACCUUUCUCGAUUCAAAAUUUGGACAAGAGUCAGUGCUGCGAGCACUGGUCAUUGCGGGAACAGCUACCACCUCGGUCUCUGGCAUCUCCAAGGCCACUUCAUUGCAGGCGCUGAACCUCAACUCGACCAAGGUUACUGGCGAAGCAAUGGAAGAGUUGAUGGGCUUGUCAAGUCUGCAGAGUCUGAACAUUGGAAACACCCGAAUGAAUCGAGAUCUGCCCACUACAAUUGGCGGACUCACAAACAUAUUGGAGUUGUCAGUGCCCAAUGCAGGCAUCACUGGCACAAUACCGAAUAGCAUAGGCCGGCUGACCGGGCUAGCUUUAUUGGACCUGUCGGGGAAUCGAAUGAUAGGAUCACUCCCGCCCUCUUUGGAGGAUCUCGUGGAUAUCCGUGUACUGGAUAUUCACGAUCAAGGCCUUGCCAACGGAGGAGGACUUGGUGGGAACCUGCUCCCAUUCGAAAAGCUGUUUUCUCUUACCAAGAUGGAUUUGAGCCAGAACCGUCUCUCUGGGCAGAUACCAGAUUCCUUCCUUUCGGGAAUCUUUGACAAGUCGGCAGCUAUGAGCGUGAAUCUACGUCGCAAUUCGUUAACGGGGAGCAUUCCUGGAUCAUUGUCGUCGUUCGCGGAGCUGAACAUUGACGUGACUGCCAAUUCAAUAUCUCAUCUUCCAGAGAGUCUGUGCUCGCAGCAAUUGUGGAUGGAUGGCAAUGCUGAAUCCUUUGGUUGUGAUGCAAUUCUGUGUCCUCCCGGCACUUACAACUCCAAUGGCAGACAAGUUUCUGCGCUGGACCCAUGCGAGCCCUGUCCAAUUGAUCCAAAGCCAUUCUACGGCUCAAACUCUUGCUUCGAUUUCACCGAAGAGCUGGAUGGUGCCACGACCAUAUGCCCCAGUGGUCUUGCAUGCUACAACCAUGGCAAAUGUGUCGAAGCGGUGUCUGAACCGGGCGUGUAUACGUGCGACUGCAGGGGAUCCAGUGAAUUCGGAAUUCCUUUUGAAGGUCUUGCCUGCGAAUACAAAGCCACUGACCUAUGCCACGACACGAGCGGUUUCUUCUCUACGAAUAUCACCUCCUUUUGUACAAACAAUGGCCUUUGUCGGCAGCGAGUGCCACCCGGAAACGCCCACAAGGGCUGCAUCUGCAAUUCAGAGCUGUGGAAGGGCGACUACUGCGAGCUGAGAAACGCUUUCGUCGCACCUUCGCCCACCCAGAGUCCAAUUGUUUCGGCUCCCAAUUCAACUCAAACUUGUCCCGAUGGAAUCAUUUGCGAGAAUGGAUCGGCCUGUAUGGAGAGCACCUACAACCAAGGGUCGUACGGUUGUGACUGUGAUGCUCCUGGCCCAGAGUACAUUCCAUCGGCUGGAGAUCGAUGUCAAUACGUUGCGACAUCCUUGUGUAGCGUUACCACUCCCUACACAUCGUUCUGUGUCAAUGGUGGGGCUUGUGUUGCGUUGGUUGACGAUGGUGUUGAACAUAUGGAUUGCCUUUGUCCAGGGGGCUUCUCUGGCGGGCACUGUGAAAUCGAAGCACCAUCUAUGCCGGUAAACGAUGCCGUCGCUCCUCCGAGUGAUGAAGGAGGGAUGGAAGGUUGGCAAAUGGCUCUUGUUUUCAUCCUGCCAGCGAUGGCCAUUCUAAUCAUUUUUGUGAUGAUCUUGGCGGCCUAUUCGAGAGUUCGCAAGAAAGAUCUUAAGUCUGUAAACGCAGAUCUCCUGGCAGAGUCGGAAUACAACAAGUACGCCAGCGAAGAUCCAGGGACUCCAGUGGACUCUGGAAAAGAAGACGAAAACACUGAUUUCGAAACGCCGCCGUCGAUUAUCGACCGCGCCCUGGCAUCGAUUCCUGACGAGGAACAAACCGGUUUCUUCAGUCUUCCAGAAACACCCAGGGAGAUUGAAAUCAUGGAAGACGAACCCGCACCAGAUGCAGGCCAGGUUGCCUACACAGAGCACAAUAUUGAGCCAGCAGAAGAGCCAGAAUUCGAUACUCGAGAAAGUGCCAUUGCUGACGGGGCCGAAAAGGUCGAGGAAGAAGAAGAGAUGCCGGAAGUUGAAUCGAGUGUUCUAGACGAGCUCCCCGCGGUAAUAGAGGAGAGUGAAUCACAGGUGCUACAGGAAGACAAGUCUUUUGACGUAUUGGACGACCCAGAGGUCGACUACGCUGCAACAAUACCGGUAAGCUUCGGGCAAGUAUCGGAACACCGGGUUGAGUCUGCAAGGGAACCGGAACCGGAGAAAGCGAUUGACGACAAAUUCGAAAAUGAAAUUGUAUCGCGGAGCUUGCCAGGAAACGAAAGCUUUGGUGCGAAAUCUGGGGCCUCGGACGAGUGUCAACCGGAUGCAUGGGUGAGCAAACCCAGGGUGGCGUUUGACCUUCCGUCUGAUGACGACUUCAACGACGAGGACGAUGAGUCGAACAAUUUCAUAGGAGACAUCCACGAUCAAGCUGCAAGUGGCGGCGCAACUGGGAAAUCGCUGUUCUCGGGUGUUCAAGGAGAUGAUUCCGUCAGCUUCCUUGACCAGUCCGUUGGCUUGUCGGAAGAUUCCGAGAGAUCUGAACGGUCGUUAGGAACGCCAACAAACCAAGUAGAGGUAUCCGUCGAACCCAGCCUGGCGCAAACCAUGUUCGGCGGGCGAGAGUCGAUGUCAGACAACUCCAGUGGAGACCUUUCGUUGAACUUCUAGCUGACUUGUCUCCGGGAGGCUGUCAAGAUGUUUUCUUCUUGGACGGUUUUCUUGUUGGUGUUUCGUCUCCUUUGUUUCAGUAUAGUGUAAAUAACUUAGCAUGUGAAAGUUCGUGUUUCACGAGCACAAACCUUAUUAGGCUCGAACGCUAUGAGCAGGCCUCAUCCAUGUCGGAGCUCUAGUAGCUAGCAUCCAGAGAUCCCUUCGGAGCUGCUUAUUUGCUGCUUCCCUCAACCUGG